Astrephomene gubernaculifera is the source of this 2090-nucleotide messenger RNA. Lineage: Eukaryota; Viridiplantae; Chlorophyta; Chlorophyceae; Chlamydomonadales; Astrephomenaceae. The record is from the annotation of a GenBank genome assembly.
AUUAUCAAUCAAGCGAAGAAACUUGUUCCUGCCGGGCAAAACACUUUGAACUGUUGCACCGCGACGAUAAGUGAAAGGCGUAUGGCGUAAGGGAUACAUUUGAUGUCAGACGCGUCAUGAUCUUAGCGCUCACCACUGAGCCUGGUGUGUGGCAAACCCAGCUCCGUGGUGAGCGUGCUCAGGCAGAGGCAAGCUUCGGCGCGGCGGCUCCAAAAUAUGGACGACUUUGAAAAAGCUGUGCUGAUCACCUUCAGCUUCGAUGGCACGUAUAGCCCUCAACUGAAGGAGCAAGCGGCGGCCUUUACCAAUAACAUCAAACAAACACCAGAGUGUUUGAGGCUAUGUGUCGAACGGUUUUCUGUGACUUCUUAUGCAGAAGUAAAGUUUUGGUGUUUACAAACACUCCAUGAGUUGAUUCGGUCAAGCUAUGCUGGACUUCCAGCGGCCGACAAGGCCAUGAUCCGCGGCGCGCUGAUGACCUGGGUUCAGCGCGACUGCAACACCCCGGCCGCCCCGCUGCCGCCCUUCCUGCGCAACAAGGUGGCGCAGACGCUGGUGGCGGUGCUGCAGUACGAGUACCCGACCAACUGGCCCACCUUCUUCCACGACCUCAUCUCCGCCGCCGCCCAGGGCGAGGGCGUGGUGGACAUGUUCUGCCGCAUCCUGCUGUCGGUGGACGAGGACAUCGUGUCGCUGGACAUACCCAGGUCCCAGGACGAGAGCCGUCUGAGCAUGCACGUGAAGGACAGCAUGCGGGAACACAGCCUGGGGGAGGUGGCGGGCGCCUGGUACCGCCUGGCGGGGGCAUACCGCGACAAGGCGCCGGAGCUGGCGGCGCAGGUGCUGACGACCAUGAGCCGCUACAUCCCCUGGAUCGACAUCGGGCUAGUGGCCAAUGACAAGUUCCUGCCGCUGCUGCUGUCGCUGAUGGACUCCCCCCACGGCGGUCUGCGGAUGGCGGCGGUGGACUGCGUGACGGAGGUGGUGGCCAAGCGCAUGGAGGCGCUGCCCAAGCUGAACCUCAUACAGAGCAUGAAGAUCGUGGGCACCGCUGCCCGCUGGUCCGCCGGCUUCCCCUCCGCCCCCCUGACUGACCACGACGACGACGAGGAGGCCGUCGCUGUCCGCUUCGCGCGCCUGCUGGCCACCCUCGCCACAGAAAUCAUGGACAGUUUGAAGCGCGUGGAGAACGGCGUCAUCAGCCUCUCAGCGGUGGGCUUCCCGGUCAGCGAGGAGGCGGCGAGCGAGGCGGCGCGCGCCUCCGAGGCGGCUGCGGGCAUGUUGUCCCAGCUGUUUCCAGCGGUGCUGGCUGCGUUCAAGAGCAGCUGCGACGAGGUGGCGCUGCCGCUGCUGCCCUUCAUGGGGGCAUACGUGGCGAGGUUGAAGGGACUGGCCAAGAGGAACCCCGGUCUGGACCCGGAGACGCGCGCACAGGUCCGCGCCAUUCUGGAGGGCAUUGCAGUGGCCGCCAAGUUCCCGGCGCAGCCCGACAGCUACGGAGGCGCGCCGCCCGCACUGCCCGCCCAGCUGGCAGCGGCGCAGGAGGAGCGUGAGGCGGUGGAGGAGAAGCGCCGCGACCUCUUCACGCUCUUCCGCAACAUCGCCAAGAUCUGCUUCCCGGAGGUGCUGGGCUUUGUGGGCGCGGCGCUGGGAUCGGUGCUGGGCCGUGCGGAUGCGGGCUGGCAGGACGUGGAGGUGGCGGUGAACUUGCUGUACGAGCUGGGGGAGGGGGCGCCGGAGGAGGCGAUGAAGCCGGAAGGGGGCGGCUUGGCGGCGCUUGCACUGGCGCUGGUGCAGCGCGGGCCGCACCCCAACGUGGCGAGGCAUCGCCUGGUGGCGCUAGCGGUGCUGGAGAGCUGCGUGCGGUACAGCAGGGUGCUGCAGCAGCAGCCGGCGGCCAUUCCGGCGGCGUUGGCGGCGUUUCUGGACGCGCGCGGCAUGGGGCACCCGGCGGAGGAUGUGUCCACGCGCGCCUGCUACCUGUUUAGCCGGCUCGUGAAGGCGUUACGGCAGAAUGUACGACCCUACCUGCCGGACAUGCUGGCCUCGCUGCAGCCGCACUUGCAGCGGGUGCUCACCACACCGCUGAC